This is a messenger RNA of Ixodes scapularis (black-legged tick), 3923 nucleotides long. RefSeq lists its product as uncharacterized. Gene Ontology annotation, molecular function: protein binding. The record is from RefSeq and is a predicted model, not a curated record. The transcript has 4 exons. Bases 234 to 3353 code for a protein of 1039 amino acids. Lineage: Eukaryota; Metazoa; Arthropoda; Arachnida; Ixodida; Ixodidae.
GGUCCCUUCAGAAGAGACCAGGGUAGCCGCACGGGCGACUGCUCGUGUACGGGACAGCGUAGUCGUCCCACCGUAGGAAACAACAGCACGCCAAAGAGCGACAUCCCUUCAGCUGCUCGUCGCACCACACGGAAUACGCGCGCCCAACAUGAUCGCCCCAGGCCCUGACCUCCCAAGAUGGUGGUCGUGACCAGCGGCCGUACCCGGAGACGCCGCCCGCCUGGAGAGACAGCAUGGCUAAAGAAGCGCGCUGCUCGGGGCUUGCCUCGACGGACUUGCUGGUGGCGGCACUGCUCGUGCUGCAGAGCUGCGGCACGCCCGGCGCGCGGGCCCAGCUGGCCGAGUUACCGGCGCUCGGCUGCCGCUACCAGCAAGACCAGCAGACCCUCCUCUGCAGCAACACCACGCUGGACAAGAUGCUCACCUCCGUGCGCAUUUUUGGUUCCUUCCUGAACAUCAGCGUCAAGCCCCGCAGCGUGGAGAUACGAGACAGCUACGUACCCCAGCUGCCUUUCUUCCUCUCCCAGUUCAACGAGACCCUGGAGGCCUUCCGCCUCGUCCGUAGCCGCACGGAGCACGUCUACCCCGACGCGUUUGCGAAUCUCGACAUCAAGCUGAACACGCUAGACCUCUCGGAAAACUCCCUCUACUCAGUUCCCUACGCCGUGGGAACGCUGGCGAGUGUGCGGGUACUCAACCUGUCCAGGAACUCCAUUCCGAUCCUCCGGCCGAGCCCGGUGUUCGCCAAGCUGCAGCAACUCAGGGUGCUGGACCUCUCAAGAAACCUGCUGGGUGUCGACCUUCAGGAUGUGAGCGACCCCAAGGCCGUCAGGGGCAGCCCAAGCUUGCAAACGAGGCUCGCUCGGAACCUCACGCUGCACGAGUUCAACAUCGAGGCGGUGGCCGACAGUCUGGAGGCAUUGCUCCUGGCCGGCAAUCGGUUGGCCGUCGUGCCGAUGCAGCUGUACAAGCGCGCUUUCCCGCGUCUCCAAGUGCUCGACCUCAGCGAGAACUUCCUCACGACGCUGCCAGAAUUCGCCGCCGUGCUCAUGCCCAGGCUGAGGAACUUCACGGCCAAGAGAAACCAGCUCGAGUCGGUGCCCUUCUACAGCAUCCCUGUGGUUCAGGAGCACGCAGAUCUCACAGGCAACCCCAUCCGGUGCGACUGCCAGGCCCUGUGGCUACACGAGUGGAACGGCCAGCCAGGGCCGGGCCCGCCGAGCUCCAGCACGAGGGCAAACUCCAUCCCAAACUCGAGCGCGGCUCCUCCGGGAGCCGAGGGCGCCGGCUCGGUCCGCCUGCCGCCCUGCGCGAGUCCCGAGGGCUUUCGGGGCCGCUCGCUGUCUUCCAUCACGCCGGAGGCCCUCUGCUGGCACGGCAACCAGACGCGGGCCUUCCGCUACGUGCUCAAGGGCUUCGAGAAGCACGCCUUGCUGGCGCUGACGAGCCUAGACGCCAGCAUCACCGUCACCUGGAGCGUCUCCGAUCCAGGUCUCCGCUGGACCGUGUUGUACCGCAAGGAAAGCACCAGCCCGUACCUGAUGACCGCACACCCCCGGGGCGGUGAAGGGACGCACACAUCAAGCGACGAAGCCGUCUUCACCGACGUCAUCGGCGGCUUGGAACCGGACACCGCGUAUGUGGUGUGUGUGGGGGUCCACCAGGCGCCUCCCCUGGUGCCUUACCUCAUGAACCCCAAAAAGUGCCAGAAAGGGCGCACGAAGAAGAAGCCCCAGCCUGCCUCCCAGGUAACCACCUCCGUCGUGACGGUCAACCUGCAGGUCACAUCUCCGCUGCCCUACCAGAAGAAGGCACGAACCAUCCUGCUCUCCAUCAAGCCAUCCAGCAAAUCCCUGACUCUACGCUGGAAAGUGGCCGCCCUCCAAAAGUCGCCGAAACGCUCCGUACUGGCUAAGGUAACCGAAGAACAAGUCUUGCCGAGGGAGUGGGUCAUCCUAGUCAGGAAGUUCGCGACCCAGAACUUCACGGAAAUCCGCAUCUCUGAUGGUGGCGGCGAGAGCAAGUCUAACAGUACAUACAGCUACACAGUGCCGAACCUCGACGCGUCCACAGCGUACGAUUUGUGCUUGAUCGCAAUGGAUUCGGUACUGGAAGACAGCUUGGACACGGUGCCCGGCUACAUAAAACAUGUGCCAAACCACUUGGUUUCGGCCUCAAAAAUGGACUCCAACCAGACAACUAUGAUUUGCAAAGAAAUGCUUACCAAGCCCGCGGACGAGCCGAUUCCAAUCAAGACCAUAGCCGUUGUAACAACCGUUUCCACGACAACCACGGCCGUAGUUGUAGCCCUUAUCUGUUGCUGCUUUCCCAAGAAAACCUUCCGGAGCUGUUUUCGCAAGGUGAAAACAAAGUUGAAGCCAACGGACGCUGUCAAACGAAAUGCUUCAGAAAAGGACAAUUCUUACCACAGCAGCGACAACUCCGUCAAGUUGCUCGUUCCCACGAUCAACUCAGCUUACGAAGACACUGAGCCCAUAGUCAUGCCACGAUGCCAGACUUCCAGAAACACCAACAGAUCACGCUGCAGAAGUCUACCAGAGGCCCCCAAAACUCCGCCACUACCUCCAGAGCCACCGUCGCCGUCACCACCACCGCCACCGCCGCUACCGCCACCACCACCGCCAGUGGCGCCACCGUCGCCGCCACCUCCCCCAACGUCUACCGACAGGGCUCCCAACUUGCUAUAUUCUCCGUGGGAAGAUUUGACACUGGGUCGGAAACCACCCCGCAGGGUCAAGUCCGAGCACUUCGCAAACUCCAUGGCUUACCUACAGCCCAGACGCGUAUCGCCUGCCGAUUCCAGCAGCGCGUCCAUAACCAAGAGCCAGACUGGAAGCAGUGGCGAGGGCGCCUACUUAUCGCCCAAGGCGGCAUUCGCUCUCGGGCAGGGUUACCUCAACGCAAACUGUAUCCAGUACCUGGACGGUAAGAAAGUCCAGGUGUACUCGCACGGAUCCAAGACCCUGCCCAAGAGCUGCUUAAGGUCUUCGUCACGCAAGCGGCGCGCCAAAGCCAACAACUUCUUCCAGACCAGAUACAGUCCGUCGGUGAAGAAGAAGGAGAGAGACAAGACACCACCGCCGACGCCACGGUCGUCAACGACGCCUCGGCGAGGCACCAUAGGCAGGUCUAGCCAAAGACUAAGCUUCAGGACGUUCGGCAAGGGACGUCACGAAGACGGUACGGGUAAGACGGUGAAGAGCUUGCCACCGCUGCCGCCACCCCCGCGUCCGAAAUCGGAAAACAGUGGAAUCGGCGCCAGCACGAGUGCCAGGGGUUCGAGCAGACCCGAAACAGCCAGCGACUGUGAGGUGUUCAUCGAACACGUCUAGGCAACUUCAUAUGCGCGCUUUCUGCGUUGCCCGGGGACGAUGUGACAUUCCGCCCGCGAGCCCCGGCUUUGAAAAGCAGAGACAGCGGGGCAAACUGACUGAACGUCGACUAACAGUAGCACUUUGUACCGUACCUUCUGAUAAAUGGAGGAAGAAGCCAACCCGUAACAGUUCAAUGCAACGCUAUGCGCAUUCGUGAAAACUUCAGCACAGAGAUUCACCGCGGACAGUGCAUACGCCUCUACAGUUGUGUUCCCCGUCCGUUUAACAAGACUCCCUCCCAAGCUUUUUUUUUUUUUCCUUAUGUUACGUACGGCCCCACCCCCCAUCGUAUUAGGCAUUGGACAAAGGAGCUGAUGUAGUGUAAUACGACUCUCCUUCAAAGUGCAUGGUCGGUUGGACGCUUUCAAGAACAGCCGCCGAAAGAAAAGUGCGGAAAGAUAGCGCGAGACAACCUCCCACGGAUAGUGCUCGAACUGGCACGACUGCCCUCCUUUAUUGUUUUUUUUUUUCGUGCCAGAAACGCGCUGGGCCACUGCGUUCGGCAAAAAUAAAACGUGUGUUUCAGUG